AUGGCAGAAGAGAAUCGUGGAAUGAGGUUGAGUAAACCUGCAGCGAGGAUGAAGGAGCAUGGCGAGAGGAGGACCAUCUUGCAGUUCGAGGGGAAGACUGCAUGUUGCAACAUGUUACUUGCGAAAGCCAGAAUGAGAGAAAAAGAUAUCAAUAAAAAUUGUAUGAAGGAGCUUUACAUACGUCCUAACUUGAUGCAAAGUAGCAUAAUUAAUUGCUACAACGGAUUCUACCGAAUCGCAGGUCUUUCAUCUACCAAGGAGGCGGAGAAAUCAAGCUUAGUCUCAGAUUUGGUUUGCAGUGCUCGAUUAGGACUUCAGAAGUCUCUCGUCUUGACGUACACCAAUGAACCUGAUAUUGAUGCAGUUGUGAAUAAAUUAGAUGUUCCCAAAGAUGUUGGUAAAGAACCCCUGGAGAUCGAUGAAAGUUUGAAGGGGGUGUAUGACGAUUAA
Gryllus bimaculatus (two-spotted cricket) is the source of this 450-nucleotide messenger RNA. The record is from the annotation of a GenBank genome assembly. Lineage: Eukaryota; Metazoa; Arthropoda; Insecta; Orthoptera; Gryllidae.